Messenger RNA from Chinchilla lanigera (long-tailed chinchilla), 4642 nucleotides. It is a transcript of the gene Grk3, whose product is annotated as adrenergic, beta, receptor kinase 2. Gene Ontology annotation, biological process: regulation of signal transduction; protein phosphorylation; G protein-coupled receptor signaling pathway. NCBI's taxonomy places the organism in Eukaryota, Metazoa, Chordata, Mammalia, Rodentia, Chinchillidae. The transcript has 22 exons. The record is from RefSeq and is a predicted model, not a curated record. Bases 258 to 2222 code for a protein of 654 amino acids. Gene Ontology annotation, molecular function: G protein-coupled receptor binding; ATP binding; G protein-coupled receptor kinase activity.
CAGCUACCUGAUGGCCAUGGAGAAGAGCAAGGCGACGCCGGCCGCCCGCGCCAGCAAGAAGAUCGUUCUGCCCGAGCCCAGGGUCUCAGGGACAGGAAGAGGUGAUUUUAUGGAAAUGACCAGACAGAAUCCUGGGUUGUCCAUUGCUGGGCCCUCCUUUUCCUGAGCCAUCCCUACUGCCUGCCAUACUAUAGUAAAAGAGAAGGUUCUGGAUCAGAAGCCAGCGCAUACAGAUCUAAUUCCACUGGUACCUUGCCAUGAGACUUUGUAUCCGAAGCGUGAUGCAGAAAUAUCUUGCGGAGAGAAAUGAAACAACCUUUGACAAGAUUUUCAAUCAGAAAAUCGGUUUCUUGCUAUUUAAAGAUUUUUGUUUGAAUGAAAUUAAUGAAGCUGUACCUCAGGUGAAGUUUUAUGAAGAGAUAAAGGAAUAUGAGAAGCUUGACAAUGAGGAAGAUCGCCUGUGUAGAAGUCGGCAGAUUUAUGAUGCCUACAUCAUGAAGGAGCUUCUGUCCUGUUCACAUCCAUUCUCCAAGCAAGCUGUAGAACACGUCCAAAGUCACCUGUCCAAGAAGCAAGUGACAUCAACUCUUUUUCAGCCAUACAUAGAAGAAAUUUGUGAAAGUCUUCGAGGCAACAUUUUCCAAAAGUUUAUGGAAAGUGACAAGUUCACUAGAUUUUGUCAGUGGAAAAAUGUAGAAUUAAAUAUUCAUUUGACCAUGAAUGAUUUCAGUGUACACAGGAUUAUUGGACGAGGAGGAUUUGGUGAAGUAUAUGGUUGCAGGAAAGCAGACACUGGAAAAAUGUAUGCGAUGAAGUGCUUGGAUAAGAAGAGGAUCAAGAUGAAGCAAGGAGAAACGUUAGCCUUAAAUGAAAGGAUUAUGUUGUCCCUUGUCAGUACAGGAGAUUGUCCUUUCAUCGUCUGUAUGACGUACGCCUUCCACACUCCGGAUAAACUCUGCUUCAUUCUUGACCUGAUGAACGGUGGCGACUUGCACUAUCACCUCUCACAGCACGGGGUGUUCUCUGAGAAGGAGAUGCGUUUUUAUGCCACGGAAAUCAUUCUGGGGCUGGAGCACAUGCACAACCGCUUCGUGGUCUAUAGAGACUUGAAGCCUGCAAAUAUCCUCCUGGAUGAGCACGGGCAUGUCAGGAUCUCCGAUCUCGGUCUGGCCUGUGAUUUUUCCAAAAAGAAGCCGCAUGCAAGCGUGGGCACCCAUGGGUACAUGGCUCCUGAGGUGCUGCAGAAGGGGACAGCCUACGACAGCAGUGCUGACUGGUUCUCCCUGGGCUGCAUGCUCUUCAAACUUCUGAGGGGUCACAGCCCUUUCAGACAACACAAAACCAAAGAUAAGCAUGAGAUAGACCGAAUGACACUCACCGUGAAUGUGGAGCUCCCAGAUGCCUUUUCCCCCGAGCUGAAGUCACUUCUGGAAGGCCUGCUACAGCGUGAAGUGAGCAAGCGGCUGGGCUGCCACGGAGGCGGCGCGCAGGAAGUGAAAGAGCACAGCUUCUUCAAGGGUGUCGACUGGCAGCAUGUCUACCUCCAAAAGUACCCACCCCCACUGAUCCCUCCCCGGGGAGAAGUCAAUGCUGCGGACGCUUUUGACAUUGGCUCAUUUGAUGAAGAGGAUACGAAAGGCAUUAAGCUGCUUGAUUGCGACCAAGAACUCUACAAGAACUUCCCUUUGGUCAUCUCUGAGCGCUGGCAGCAGGAAGUGACAGAGACGGUUUAUGAGGCAGUAAACACAGACACUGAUAAAAUCGAAGCCAGGAAGAGAGCAAAAAAUAAGCAACUGGGCCAUGAGGAAGAUUACGCCCUGGGCAAGGACUGCAUCCUGCACGGGCACAUGCUGAAGCUGGGCAACCCCUUCCUCACGCAGUGGCAGCGCCGCUACUUCUACCUCUUCCCGAACAGGCUGGAGUGGAGAGGAGAGGGCGAGUCCCGGCAAAAUUUACUGACCAUGGAACAGAUUCUCUCUGUGGAAGAAACUCAGAUUAAAGACAAAAAGUGCAUCUUGUUUAGAAUAAAAGGAGGGAAGCAGUUUAUCUUGCAAUGUGAGAGCGACCCAGAGUUUGCGCAGUGGAAGAAGGAGCUGACCGAGACCUUCACAGAGGCCCAGCGCUUGCUGCGCCGAGCUCCCAAGUUCCUCAACAAAGCCCGGUCAGGUGUGGUGGAACUGUCCAAGCCACCGCUAUGUCACAGAAAUAGCAAUGGCCUCUGACCCAGGGCCCGAGGGCUUCCAGGAGGCUGCCCUGGGCCUCAGCCACAACCAGAUCCACAAAUGAGCCGGAGCUGGGAUGGUGCAGGCACCUAGCUGAGCGCGGGUCUCUGGGACGCUGACGUCCCCGCAGGAGUGGGACUGUCCUCGGCUGGGGCAGCCUCGCACCACUGCCGGCCGGUGUCUGUCUGCACUGGGAACUACUGAAGAAACCACAGCCCUCUUUCUUUGCUACGUACUUAUUUUGGUAUCUGUGAACUUAGAAUUUGAAAUGAUUCCUACUGACCACUUAAAUUUUUAUGUCUGACAUCAAACAUACCUUAGACUUUGCGGGAUGGAAUUAAAACACUUCAGGAUCAGGGAGGAGGCUGCCUUGUGCAUAGCCAUGUUUCGCUCGUCUAGGUCUGUGCACCCAGCUGCUGGGGGAGGCAGGCGGUGGUGUUCCUGUGUGCACCCCCAAGCGACUCUCGUCCCCCUGGGGGUGGAAGUUAAGCUGUAUCCUGACGGGCAGCUCUUGGGACCUUCACCUGCACCGCCUGCCUCCACGGGUCUGUGCCGGGGGCUGCCAGCUGGACAGGGCCAUUGCCCCUUUGUAAUGUGUGUGGGAUGGACUGUUACUGCAAGGAAUGGCUGCAAGCAUUGCAGAGGGAGCGCGGCCUGCAAGCCUGGCAGGCUCCUGUCACUGCAGCACAGUGAUGCACUUGGUCCCCACCACCAACAGCUGUGGGACACAGGCAUUCCCUUUCCCUCGGUGUCGCCCUAGGAAAAGGAGAAGAACUGCUCGGUUUUAGAUUUGACUAUGACUUAAAAUGGAUUUUAUUUUGAAGAACAGUGCUGAGGACUGAAUGUGUCCAGUGGGUUAAUUGGGUGCUGACCUCUGUCGUCCAUCGCUAGUGAGUAACACUUUGCACUGGGCUUUUGCACGAUUCUGAGGACAUUUGAGCAGAACGGCUUCCCCAGCCCCGCUGGCGUCCCCUCCUAGAGUUUGAUGUCCCUGCUGCUGCUGUGCUGGUGAUGCCCCAAGCGGAUGCCGGGCUACCAGAACCCGUGAAGGCCCCCACGUCAUCAGCUAAGAUAUGAUAAUAAUUUUAAAAGUCCAUAUAUUUGCCCAGUUCUUGGUGUGGUUUUAUUGUAUGUCUUUAACUACUAACGAUAGAAAUACCUGAACCUCAUCGUCACUGCAUCCUGUCCUUGAUAUUUUCAUGGUUCCAAACCACCAUUUUUGUAUUUGUGUGCUGCAGUCAUCGAGAAAGUAUGAACUUUUUACUGAAAUUAUAUUGUAAGAGUUUGGAAGAUAAUUUAAUGUGAAAAGGCCUGUUCUAUAGGCAUUACUCUGGAAAAGGAAUUUGGGGAUUUGUUAUCGAUCUCAAUUCCUAGUUGGGUUUUCAAUGCACAUACGUGUUCUGCUGUUUCCAGUGUUGGAGGGGGCUGUCCUGUGCAUGUGUUCCACUUGUUUAAAAGGGAAGCGUUCAGAUUCUAGUAGGCACCCACAUCCACACCUGCACACAUGCACGCACGCACGCAUGCGCGCACACGCACGCAUGCGCACACACGUCAGCCGCCAGAAACGGAGCAGCCCUUGCUAUUGCAUCUGCCUGGCCUCAUUCAGUUGCAGUGAUAGCUGCUGUGGGUUUCCAUGGAUCACAAGCUCUCAGGCGUCAGCCCGCAGUGCAGGCUGCGCCUCUGCCCCCUUCACAAGACAAGAGGCCUCCUGUUGGGGGGAGCUGUGACACCACCAGGUGCCAGGAAGUUUAGAAAGAUUACCCAGCCUUCCCAAGCUUGCUGUCCACUUAAGGCAAUCCACGUUUCUUUUAGAAGUUAUGUUUGCUCUAGAGCAGAAAAGAAAUAUGAAUUAGAAGAUCCCGAGAGUCUUCUGCCCUAAGCUUAUGCCUAUAAAUAUACACUUUGCAGGAGAUAGCUGAGAAGUCCUCUGGGUGUCACUUGUCAGAGCCCUGCAAGAGCCCGGGAUGAGCUCUCAGUGGGGCAGGGGCAGUGUCUGGUGUGGCAGCCCCAGCAGACCCGUCUUCCACCAAACGGUCUGUGUGACCAGACGGGGUUGCCACAGGGCCCGCACCCAGGCUGGCGGGGGCAGGAGAAGCGGCUGGGUUGGGCGUGUUACUUGCUGUGUUUGACUGUUAGAGGAGUUUUCAUUGUCCACAAAAUGAAUUCCUAGGUGUUUGGCCCUUCGUGCAUUUUGUGUCAUUGAAAAGUUCAAAAGUCAGCCCAAGUCUUCGCAUUUCGAUAGAUUUCUAUAGUUGGGAUGUUUUCACAUUGUUAAGGAAAAUAAUUGAGGUUGCUAUUUUUAUAAAAUUAAGUUACAACAAGAUUUGAUUUUGCAACUCGAAUCAAAGAGUAAAAAUAGGUUACUUGAAGCUGCUGCUAUAUAACAUAAAUGGAAUAAAUUAAAAUUUAUAUGAACCCUA